AUGACAAACACAGAUUCAUCAUCCGGACAUUCGACUCCACCCUCCCCAGCAACAACAAUGUCAACCCACACCCAACCUGACAACCCCGCAGUCGACAACUCCAUGGACGACAUCUUCGGCUCCUCCCCACCCCACGAAACCAUCGCGUCAACCAACCCAAUCGCCUCAUCCGAACCCUCCGACCUCCCCAGUCUCCGUCGCCAACAUGUCACAGCAGGCUACCGCGACGGCACGUCCGCCUCAAAGGGUGCGCACGUGCAAGAAGGCUUCGACGGAGGUUUCCCCGUCGGCGCGCAGCUCGGUAUGCGCGCCGGUACCGUACUAGGCAUUAUGGAGGGACUACUACGCGGGUUCGAGGAGCGGAGUGGGCCGGGUGUUGUGAAGAAGGCUGUGCGGAUGGGUCAUUCUGCUACUGGAUCAGCUACGAAGACGGAUGACAGUGGAAAUACUGAAAUUGCGGAACUACGCCAACAGAAGAGGGAGCAGAUCCGUGUGCUUUACGAAGCUGCGUUGAAGGAGCUAGAUGUGCAGGCUGUUUUUGCCGGGGUUGAUGCGGGCGCGUCGGAGGAGCCCAAGGCCCAGGGCGAAGAAGAAAAGGCGGAAAGGCAGCUUGGACGGAAGGGGGAUGUUGUUAUUUCCAAAUGGGAAGGCAGGGUUGAUGUUCCGAGGUGGGAGGAGAACAUGGAGGCUUUGGAGAUGAAGGAGACUGAGAAGGAGCAGGCCCAGGCCCAGGCCGUGGAACACAGUUGA
Molecule: messenger RNA, 750 nt
Organism: Penicillium griseofulvum
Lineage: Eukaryota; Fungi; Ascomycota; Eurotiomycetes; Eurotiales; Aspergillaceae
Product: Yae1 family protein
Exons: 1
Coding region: 1-750 (249 amino acids)
Source: RefSeq, a predicted model, not a curated record